AUGCAUAUCCUCAUUACUGGCGCUGCCGGGUUCAUCGGCCAAUUGCUUGCGAGGGAGCUAUUGAAUGAUCCCGCCUACCGCGUCACAUUGACCGACAUUAAUGAGCCCCCGAUUCCCGCGGGGGUCGGCUAUCCGCAAAAUGCAACCGCAAUCAAGGCCGAUUUGCUGACAGGGGCAAAGGAUGUGGUUGAUUCUUCCUUGGACGCCGUCUAUGCCUUCCACGGCAUCAUGUCCUCCGGCUCCGAAGCCAACUUCGACCUAGGCAUGAGCGUCAACAUCGAUGCAACUCGCAAUCUUCUCGAUGCGCUCCGACAUAUCUGCCCGGGGGUCCGAGUCAUCUACUCCUCCAGUCAAGCAGUAUAUGGCCAACCGUUGCCAGAAAUUGUAACCGACAGCGUUAUCCCGACUCCAGAGUCAUCCUACGGUGCCGAGAAGAUCGUGUGCGAGACACUGGUGAAUGAAUAUACUCGCCGCAAUUUUAUCACUGGAUUUACUUUACGCUUCCCUACCAUAUCCGUUCGCCCAGGUGCGCCCACUGCCGCGGCUUCGUCCUUCCUCUCGGGUAUGAUCCGGGAGCCACUCGAUGGCAAGGAAUGUGUGAUUCCAAUUGAAGACCGACAGUUCAAGUCAUGGCUCUGCUCACCUAAGACUCUUGUGGAGAAUCUUCUUCUCACUCUCCGUCUGCCGGCCGACUCUGUGCCGCCACAUAUUCGCCAGAUUAAUGUUCCUGGCAUCUGCGUCACAGUUCAGGGUAUGGUGGAUGCAUUGGAAGCAGUGGGAGGGAAGGAUAAAUUGGCUCUUCUGACAGAGAAAGAGGACUCUGCGCUGGUUCCCAUUUUGAAAUCAUGGCCGACGCAAUUUGAUAACACGCAGGCCAUCUCCCUAGGCUUCAAACGCGACGAGUCUUUCGAGCAGACCGUGCGGGAUUAUAAGCAGUCGUUGACCCAAUAA
Messenger RNA from Penicillium paradoxum, 951 nucleotides. Its product is annotated as SDR family oxidoreductase. The coding region runs from base 1 to 951 and encodes 316 amino acids. The record is from RefSeq and is a predicted model, not a curated record. NCBI's taxonomy places the organism in Eukaryota, Fungi, Ascomycota, Eurotiomycetes, Eurotiales, Aspergillaceae. The transcript has a single exon.